This is a messenger RNA of Trematomus bernacchii (emerald rockcod), 4415 nucleotides long. It is a transcript of the gene mms19, whose product is annotated as MMS19 homolog, cytosolic iron-sulfur assembly component. Bases 25 to 3090 code for a protein of 1021 amino acids. NCBI's taxonomy places the organism in Eukaryota, Metazoa, Chordata, Actinopteri, Perciformes, Nototheniidae. The transcript is spliced from 31 exons. The record is from RefSeq and is a predicted model, not a curated record. Gene Ontology annotation, cellular component: cytosolic [4Fe-4S] assembly targeting complex; MMXD complex. Gene Ontology annotation, biological process: iron-sulfur cluster assembly.
UCUCAAUUCAGUAACAGGGGCACGAUGGCUGCGGACAGUGCGCUGCUGCUGUCUCUGGUGGAGGAGUAUGUCUCUGGACUGCAGGACAGCAAAGCCAAAGAUACAGCAACAGCUGUCAAAAAUGGAGAGUUUACAGUUCUGCAGCUGGUGGAGGCACUGGGACUGAGUCUGACCAGCUCUCAGCCUCACACUCGAGCCAGAGGAGUCCAGCUUCUCUCCGAAGUUUUACACGAGUGCUAUGGAGGUCUUACAGAGAAAGAAGUGGAAGUGCUCCUUGUCUUCUAUGAAAACCGUCUGAAGGACCAUCACGUCAUCACUCCUCCGGUUUUACAGGGGCUCAGAGCGCUGACAAAGUGUACGGUGCUGCCUCCUGGCUCAGCAGUGUCCAUGCUGAGGUCUUUGUUCCAGGAUGUUCACGUUCAGUCUUUAAUGCUGACGGAGAGAGCCUGCGUCUACAACAUGCUCAUCAACCUCAUGGCGAUCAGAGAAGCAGAACUGAAGGGCUUGGGACCAGACUUUGUGUUUGGUUUUGUCCAAUCAAUGGACGGAGAGAGGGAUCCUCGUAACCUGCUGUUAGCGUUCCAGAUCGCCAAAGGCAUCGUCCUGCGAGGUUAUGAUCUAGGUAAAUUCACAGAGGAGCUGUUCGAGGUGACGUCCUGCUACUUCCCCAUCGACUUCAGCCCCCCUCCCAACGACCCCCACGGCAUCACCAGAGAGGAGCUGAUCCUCACGCUGAGGGACGUCCUCGCCGGGACACCAAGAUUUGCAGAGUUUCUGUUGCCUCUCAUCAUUGAGAAGCUGGACUCAGAUGUUCAGAGCGCGAAGCUGGACUCGCUGCAGACUCUGACUGCUUGUGUGUCCCAAUACGAACACAAGGACCUGGCAGAAUUCCUCGAGGGACUGUGGGCGUCACUGCGCAGAGAGGUGUUUCAGACAUCAAGUGAAAAGAUCGAGUCUGCCGGCCUCGCAGCGAUCACCGCGAUCACUUCCUGUCUGUCUCGCUCCGUACUCAACUCCGACUCUGAAGACUCCCUCAACACCUUCCUGGAGCUCGUUCUCAAAGACUGUAAGCACCACCUGUGUGAGCCGGACCUGAAGCUGGUCUGGCCGAGUGCUAAACUCCUCCAGGCCGCCUGCAGCGCCUCCUUCAGGGCGAGCUGCAUCAUCACAGCCGCCAUCAUGCCCUCCCUCAUCGAGCAGUACACCAACAGAGCUCAGUGUUCCCAGAGACGCACGUUACUGGAGGUGGUGCAGAAAUUCAUCCAGUCAGUGAAAACCUGCCAGACUUCAGAGAGCGAGGACAGUGUGUUUGUAGCUUUCCGGCCCUCUCUGUGCAGCAUGGUGUUCUCCGCUCUGACGGAGACUAACUCCAGUCUGCAGGUCACAGCCUGCUCUGUGCUCACAUCUCUGGCUCAACAACCAGGUCUGCUGCUGGACUCUGACAUCGAGCUGGCUGUGGAUCACCUGACCAGACUGCUGCUGACGGAGCAGGACCACACAGUGAGUGUCGCUGUGGUGGAUUGUGCCGGAGCUUUAGCAGAGUUACACCCUGCAGCAUUCAUCAGUAACUUCAUCCCAAGACUAAAGGCGGAGAUGUUUUCCGAGCCCAUGGAUCAGGACAACAACAGAGCAGAAUCUGAGCAGCUUUCCCAUCAUGCAGUGCGGCAGCGGUGUCUCUCCGCUCUGGCUGCAGUGUCCAUAAAGCCCAGCGUCGUCCAGGAGAGCACACCUGUCCUGCUGCAGGUCCUCAGCGCUGCUCACACAGGUGGUUUCUCGGUGGAGGAGGUGGUGUUGGCGUGCCGGAGCCUUCAGAGGAUAGCGGAGCAGGUUCCGGACUCGGAGGAGACGGGGCGCUGCUUCCAUGAUGUCAUCAUCCCGCGCCUGCUGUCUCUGGCUCUACAGGCGGCGCUGCAGGGUGAGGAUGGUAAUCGUAGUCCUCUCCUGGAGGAGGCGGUCCUCUCCUCCAUGGUGCCCAUCAUCAGCGCUUCCUGCUCCCGGCUGCAGCCCACGUUGGCGCUGCAGACGGCAUCGAGAGCCGUGUCUCUGUUCCUCGAUGGAGACGUUUCAUUUCUGCCCGACAACUCCUUCCCUUCAAACAUCCAGCUGCUCAAGCAGCAGCACUCGUGGACUCAGUCUCAGAUGGUGUGUCUGCUCGUGGGAUGUGUGUGUUCGUUACCUCGCAGCGUGGAGGUUCCUCGGGUGGAUGAGCUUCUGUCAGCUCUGGAGGAGAUGAGCUGCUCCGUCCUCCACCCGCUCUCCUACACCUCGGCUGCUAAAUGCCUUUCUGGUCUGCUGAACAAGAAACCACAGGGUGAUUCUCUGGACAGCAGGAUUCACAGCACGAUGAAGAGGGUCUGCAGUGAGCUGGACUCUUCGUCUUCAUCAGUUCACACUCAGGCCUUCACCCUCAUGAUCUGGGUUGCCAAGGCUCUACUUCUCCGAUACCACCCUCUGUUCACCACACUGACUGACAAGCUCUUCUCUCUGCUCGAUGACGCCGCUCUCGGUCCUCUGGCGGCCGACGGUUUCUCGCUGCUGAUGAGCGACUCGCCUGAUAUCUUGAACCGCGGUUGCCACGCCGACGUUCGCAUCAUGUACCGCCAGCGCUUCUUCAGCGAGAAUUCAGCCAAAUUAGUCCAAGGUUUCAACGCUGCGCCGCAAGAGAAGAAGCCUAACUUCCUGAAGGCUCUGUCUAACAUCGUCAACAAGCUGCCAAAGCAAGUCCAGCUCACUGAGCUCCCAGCGCUGCUGUCCCUGCUGCUGGAGGCUCUCUCCUGUCCUGAUCUGGGGGUCCAGCUCUCCACGCUGUCCUGCCUGCAGCCCGUCCUCGUGGACCCGCCCCCCUCCCUCAUCCAGCAGCUGGAGGCUCUGAUUGGCCGCCUGCUGGCCCUCACCGGCAGCCCCGACAUGGAAGUAAGGAUCUCCUCACUGCGGUGCAUCCACGCUGUUUCCCAGUUCCCUGAACAUGAGAUCCUGCCGGUUCGAGCCCGGGUUCUGCGAGCUCUCGCCCGCCCGCUGGACGACAGGAAGCGGCUCGUGAGGAGAGAGGCGGUGCACGCACGAAACGACUGGUUCCUGGUUGGAAGUUGAUUCUGCUCCUCAAACACAUCCAAGUCUCCUUCUUCCCUAAACCUGGGAGAAUUCAGAUAAAGUGGGAAAUCAGAUCACACACUCUUCGUGAACUGUCUUUGGUCCUUCCAGACUCCCUCUCUCCUCUCUCCUUUUUUACUGAGAUGUUUUUGUCCUAACUGUCUGUAUCUUCAUAAACGCACAAGUAAGAGAAUAUGUGGACUGACUGUGGAGCAUUAUCUAAGUGGAAGAAAGAAAAUAAGCAGCUUGUUUUGAAAUGUACGUCGUUGUCUUUCUCUUUUUGUAUCGGAGGAAAUGUAACAUCAUGGAGGCAUUUGGGUUGUUCAUAGUUUGAAGGAUGUGACAUCAAUUACAUUUCAGAUCUCAAGAAUAAGACCCGUCAUAAUAAUAAUAAUAAUAAAGUCAAAUGUAUCCUUAAGGUUUCUUACAAGGUCACUCCAAGAUGUUAUGGGCUCCUCUUUGGUUUAAAACGACUACUUCCAACAAAUAUUGUAAAAAAUAUCAGUCGUUUUUUUUCUGUAAUUCUGCAAAUUAAACAGAGAAAAGAAGCCGGAAACAUCCUCGUUAGUACAUGAACAGAUCAAGAUAUAUAUAUUUAAUUGAGUAUUCAAACAAGUUUCAUUAAAUUCUGAGACGCUAUUCUUUAAUUCUGUAAACAAGAUGGAGAAAAGAAACCAAAAUCAUCCUGGUUCGAAGAGGUAAUAAAACAAAUUUGUCUUUUUUAAAUUCUAAAUCUAAUCAAACGUGUUCAGAUCUAGUAGUUAAAGUCUCAAAUUCAAAAUGUCUCUUUGUUAAAGUGGUUGUAUGUUUGAUCUCCUAUACAAAGAGAGGAAGUAAACACCGUACAGACUUUGAAUGGGAAAGUGACCUGGUAGCAACAUUUUCUUUAUUUAGUUUUACUUUAAGACCAUUUUCAGAGUUUCUGCUUCUUAAAAAAAUCAUAUAUUUUCCACCAUUUACAGCACUGAGCGCGUAUUCUCUUAUCACCUGGAUGAAUGUGUAGAAGUAACGUGUGCAAACAGCAGCGGUGGGUGCGUUUGAUUCGUGUCACUGCGAGGUGUUGAAUGUAGAUGUGCCAAUUGUGCUCGACCGCCACUGAGUUUUAACACAUUUUACAUAAAUGUUGGGGUUAAUUUAAGAUUGUAAGUUGUGUGAACGUCAUGUUAAACACCUGCCUUGUUCUCGCUCAAUAUUUAAACUAAUAUUGUGUUAUUGUCGAGUCGUUGAUGAAGAAAGGUUGGCUCACUUUGGACCUCACAGCAACUUAUGCCAAGGAAAAAGACGAUAUUUAAAAUGUCAUUAAAACAUUUAUUAUACAAAAUGCA